AUGAUCUUUAGGGAGUAAUUUUCUCGAUGGCUAAUCGAAUUUUUCGAGAAUAGAUCCAAAGAAGCUCGUGCUUUGGUGCAACUAGACAGCUCUCAUCCCACGUUUUGAUUUCUUAGGUUCCCUGUAAAGACUAACGGGAGAGGACACAGAUGGAUUACCGACCUUCUGAUAGUAGUGGUACAGAUGAUGAUCUGCCUCCAUCUCAUCAAGGUAGAUAUCAACGAAGUGCCAGACCUGCUGGCAAUGGAAGGCCUUCAGUUCUCAAUUCUGCUCCUUUAUCACGGGUGCACAAUGACAUGGAAACUCAAAUUCAUCUCAUUGAGCAAGAAGCGUAUAGCUCGAUACUCCGCGCAUUUAAAGCCCAGUCCGAUGCUAUUACCUGGGAGAAAGAAAGUUUGAUCACUGAACUCAGAAAAGAACUUCGGGUGUCUGAUGAGGAACACAGAGAGCUGUUAUCAAGGGUUAACGCUGAUGAAAUGAUCAGGCGAAUAAGGGAAUGGAGAAAGGCAAACAGCCUUCAGUCCAGUGUUCCUCAGCUGGUUCAUGAUGCUCCGAGUCCGGCUGUAUCAGGAUCACGUAAGAAGCAAAAGACAUCACAGUCAAUCGCCUCAUUAGCGAUGGGCCCACCAUCUCCUUCUUUGCACCCUUCGAUGCAACCAUCGUCAUCUGCACUAAGAAGGGGAGGUCCUCCACCAGGUCCAAAGACCAAGAAGCCAAAGACAUCGAUGCAGUACCCACCUACAGGCAUGCCUGGAAGGCCCCAGGCUGGUGCUUUAACAAAUGAACCAGGUGAAUCGGGAUCAUAUGACCCAUUGGUUGGAAGGAAGGUAUGGACGAAGUGGCCUGACGACAACCAUUUCUAUGAAGCUGUUAUAACUGACUACAACCCUGUUGAGGGCCGGCAUGCUUUAGUGUAUGAUAUUAACUCUGCGAAUGAAACUUGGGAAUGGGUAAAUCUUAAAGAGAUAUCUCCGGGAGAUAUCAGAUGGGAAGGUGAGGAUCCUGGCGUUUCUCGUAAAGGAGGACAUCCUGGGCAAGGCCGUGGAACUUCAAAAUCCAUGGCUCGUGGUGGUCCCACUAGCAAUGCGGGUGGUAGAGGUAGGGGAAGCAUGAAGAUGCAGCAACCUAAGACACAGAAUGGCAUGGGGAAGAAAGCUUUAGGUGAAAUCGAAAUUCUCCACACUGAUACAUUGAUAAAAGAGGUAGAAAAAGUUUUUGGGUCAGUUAACCCCAACCCAGCAGAGGUAGAGAAGGCGAAGAGAGUGCUGAGAGAUCAUGAACUAGCUCUUAUGGAGGCAAUUGCAAAGCUUGAAGAAAUAUCAGACGGAGAAAGCGGUAAUAUUUGAUAGGGCCCUUCCAAAAUCUCCUCAGAUGAUGGAGCCGGAGCAUUAGACUUGCUAAAAGGUGUUGUAGAUGGUGGUGGCAAAAUGUGAAUUGAUGAGGGAGAUUUGGAAACUUGUAUGGAUGGCAAAAUGUAUUUUGUUUAGGAGGGGGAUUUGAUGACAUUUGUGUACCACAUAACUCCAAAAACUGGAUUUGGAUAUUAGGGUCUUAAGCAUUGUAAAAUCCAUAAGACUUGAUAUAAAUGUAGAAUGUUGCA
Molecule: messenger RNA, 1600 nt
Organism: Arabidopsis arenosa
Lineage: Eukaryota; Viridiplantae; Streptophyta; Magnoliopsida; Brassicales; Brassicaceae
Source: the annotation of a GenBank genome assembly